This is a messenger RNA of Trichechus manatus latirostris (Florida manatee), 4886 nucleotides long. It is a transcript of the gene LRCH2, whose product is annotated as leucine rich repeats and calponin homology domain containing 2. The transcript is spliced from 21 exons. Bases 26 to 2347 code for a protein of 773 amino acids. The record is from RefSeq and is a predicted model, not a curated record. Gene Ontology annotation, molecular function: protein binding. Lineage: Eukaryota; Metazoa; Chordata; Mammalia; Sirenia; Trichechidae.
GGGGGCUAUUCUCUCUCCCAGGAACAUGGCGGCGAGUCAGGGAGGUGGUGGUAACAGUGGGGGCGGCGGUUGUGGGGGAGGUGGAAGUAGCAGUGGCGGUGGUGCGGCCGGAGUGGGAGGCUGCGGGGCUGGAGGAGGAGGAGGCGGCGGCGGCGGCGGGACCCUGGCGGUGCCCAUCCCGGUACCGACUCUUUUCGGUCAGCCGUUCCCCAACGGGCCGCAGUGGAACCCGGGGAGCCUGCAGCCUCAACACACCGUGCGGAGCCUGGACCGGGCCCUGGAGGAGGCGGGCAACUCUGGCAUCCUGAGCCUCAGUGGCAGGAAACUCCGAGACUUCCCGGGCAGUGGCUAUGACCUGACGGACACCACCCAAGCAGAUCUUUCAAGAAAUCGUUUUACAGAAAUUCCUUCUGAUAUCUGGUUGUUUGCACCACUUGAAACAUUAAAUUUAUAUCAUAAUUGCAUCAAAAUCAUUCCUGAAGCCAUUAAAAACCUGCAGAUGUUAACAUACCUUAACAUUAGUCGAAAUCUUUUAUCAACACUGCCAAAAUACCUGUUCGAUCUCCCCCUUAAAGUUUUGGUUGUCAGUAAUAAUAAACUGGUAUCCAUUCCAGAAGAAAUUGGGAAGUUAAAAGAUUUAAUGGAAUUGGAUAUUAGCUGCAAUGAGAUUCAGGUCCUUCCCCAACAAAUGGGGAAAUUACAUUCACUUAGAGAGCUAAAUAUAAGAAGAAAUAGUCUUCGCAUGUUGCCAGAUGAAUUAGGAGAUCUUCCCCUAGUCAAGCUGGAUUUCUCUUGUAACAAAGUGACAGAGAUUCCAGUUUGUUACAGGAAGUUGCAUCAUUUACAAGUAAUGAUUUUGGAUAACAAUCCAUUGCAGGUACCACCAGCACAGAUCUGUUUAAAGGGUAAAGUACACAUAUUUAAGUACUUAAAUAUCCAAGCAUGUUGCAGAAUGGAUAAGAAACCAGAUUCCUUGGAUCUUCCAUCACUGAGUAAAAGAAUGCCCUCCCAGCCUCUCACAGACAGUAUGGAAGAUUUUUAUCCAAAUAAAAAUCAUGGUCCUGAUUCUGGAAUUGGAAGUGAUAAUGGAGAGAAACGAUUAUCUACAACGGAGCCAUCAGAUGAUGACACAAUCAGCCUUCACUCUCAAGUCUCAGAAUCAAAUAGAGAGCAGGUAUCAAGAAAUGACAGUCAUUCAAUAGGAAGUAAACCUGACUCUCAGAAAGACCAAGAGGUGUAUGAUUUUAUUGACCCCAACACAGAAGAUGUAGCAGUUCCUGAACAAGGAGAUGCACAUAUAGGAUCAUUUGUAUCUUUUCUUAAGGGAAAAGAAAGAUGUCCAGAAAAAUCUCAGAAAAAUGAAGAACUAGGAAAUGAAAAAAGACUUGAGAAAGAACAGUUACUUGCAGAGGAAGAGGAUGAUGAUUUGAAGGAAGUAACUGAUUUGAGGAAAAUAGCCGCUCAGUUAUUGCAGCAAGAGCAGAAGAACAGGAUUCUUAAUCAUUCAACUUCUGUCACGAGAAACAAGGCAAAACAAACUGUGGAAGGCGAAAAGAGUGUCUCAGCAGAUGAAGUAAAUUCACCGUUAUCACCCCUCACAUGGCAGCCCUUAGAAAAUCGGAAGGAUCAAAUAGACGAACAACAAUGGCCAGAAUCUCAACCUAUAAUCUGGCAGAGUGAAGAAAGGAGGCGGAGCAAACAGAUUAGAAAAGAAUAUUUCAAGUAUAAAUCAUCAAGGAAGAGUUCAAGUGGCAAUGAAAAUGAUGAGCAAGACAGUGAUAAUGCUUAUAUGUCACCACAAUCUCCAGUAUCAUCUGAGGAAUAUGACAGAACUGAUGGUUUCUCACAUGGUCCCUUUGGCUUGAAGCCUAGAUCAGCUUUUAGUCGCUCAUCUCGCCAGGAAUAUGGGGCAGCAGAUCCUGGAUUUACAAUGAGAAGAAAGAUGGAGCAUUUACGGGAAGAACGAGAGCAAAUACGACAACUUCGAAAUAAUCUUGAGUCCAGGUUAAAAGUAAUUUUGCCUGAUGACAUUGGAGCUGCACUGAUGGAUGGGGUUGUUCUUUGCCAUUUAGCCAAUCAUAUAAGGCCACGAUCUGUAGCUAGUAUUCAUGUACCAUCACCAGCAGUGCCUAAACUGAGCAUGGCAAAAUGUCGAAGAAAUGUAGAAAAUUUUCUUGAUGCUUGUAAAAAGUUGGGCGUCUCACAGGAAAGACUCUGUUUACCUCAUCAUAUUUUGGAAGAACGAGGUCUUGUGAAAGUUGGUGUCACAGUUCAGGCUCUUCUUGAAUUACCUACAACCAAGGCAUCUCAGCUAUCUAUGGCUUCAUAUAACAUUUUAAAAUCAUGAGUGUAUAGUUUCAUUUAUUUGAAGUGAUUUCAAAUAUCUCAACUUCAUGAAUAAGAAUAUCCAAUCAAAAAUAGUUUAAUUAGAUCAAGCCUUAGGAUUUAAAAAAUUAUAUGUAAAACAUCAAAAUUAAACUUUGAAUUGCCCAAACUCUUUUUGGGAGGGAGACUGGAUUAAUUUAAUAAGAGUUUUUGAUAUAUUCAGAUUCUCUUUUUCCUGAAUCAAUUGAUAACCUUGAUUAUUUUUUAAAAAGCAGAAUGAUACUAAAUGUAAAAAGUGAUUUCAAUUUAAUAAUCAUAUUAGGUUUAAUUUUUUUUUACAUCAUACUAGUAAAUAUCUGGAUAAGGUAAUACAUUUUUUACUGAUUGAAAACAAUUCUAUGUGAAUUCUUUAAUACACUGCUAGUUUAGACAUGAUUUCUUCAAUCUUUGGUCUUAGUUUUCUAGAAAAAAAACAGAACUCUGGCUUUAUAUUAAAUUCUUUUAGUAUUAUAGGUUGGUGCCAAAAUCUUUUCAGUUGUACUGUAGAUUGUUUACAUGUGAAGUGCCUGUGUAACUGAUGACUCAUAUAGUCUUAAGCAUUUUUGCAAUUUCUUUUUCUAAAUGUAACUUUAAAAUAUUUUAGUAGAUUUUAUAAGGUCGGUAAUAUGUGAGGAUUUAAAUAUGCCUCACAUUGUGACAUUCUUGUCUUUUUUUAGUCCAUUGCAAUUUUUCUUAAAUUGGUUAUUUCAUGUUGUCAACAAAACAUUGUUAAUAUGCUUUAUUUAUGCUAUUUAAUUUUGCAAAAUUUAAUCUUCUUUUAAAAUGUAUUAUUUGAAGAGUAUUUUAUUUCUGUAUUGAAAACCUUACACAAAACAGUAAGGUUUUUGAGAACUAGUGAAGUACUGAUUAUCAAGGACAUUUUGAUAAAACUGCCAAAGUUUGGGUUUAUAUGUUGACUUUCAGGAAUGAUACAUCAGUCCUGUUUUUAGCUACAUUCAGAGAGCGGCAAUUGAGGAAAGGUGUUUAUUUCAGUUUUGGCCAUUUGUGGAUCCUGUAAAUUACUUGAUCCUUAAUUAACUUAAUGUUGAAUUAGACACAGACCAUUCUAUAAAUAAAUUCGUAAUUACAUUGUUAGAUAAAGUCCUUGUUUAAUUUAGACAUGGAUAAAUUUAAGUUGGUAGUAGUGCUGGAAUUUUUCAAAACCAUUACUAUAAUGAAUAACUCGGUUUCCUAUAGAAGAACCUUAAUACUUUUGUAGUAGCCAGGCAAGUAUCAUAUCUUAAAUAUGUGAUCGUUUGCACUUAUUACCUCUUAAUAUGGAUGCAACUUAUUAAAAUUGUUGGCCUGAGUAUUUCAAAGGGUAUAUAUAAAAGGAAAAACUAGUGUGCCAAAUGGUUUAGUAAGGGUUGGUUUAGGAACAACUCUUACUUUUUUUUGAUUAAUUGGCAUGAAGCCAUCUAAUUGAAUUUUGGCUUUAGAAUACAUGUGUGUUCUUUAUAUUCCCCAAAGGUCAAAUUGGAGUUUCUAAAGAAUAAAAACUUUUUAUGACUAUACGGUUUAAAAAUUAAAUUAUUAGUAAUUUAUUAAUUUAAAUAUUUUGAACUGAUUGGUUAUUUUUAAGUUGGAUCUGAGAAAACCUCAUUUACAUAAUCAACAUUCCUUGUGAAAACUUGGGUAAUAUAGGUAAGAAAUGGCAACUAAAUACUUUAAUUAGUUUUUAAUGUACAAAUUUGACAGUGUUACAAAUAAAGUGACCAUUAAAGCUAUAGCAAUCAUUCAUCCUGCUUUCAUAGUUAUACUGUAGAAGUCCUCUUAUUAAUCAAUCUAGAUGCUAAAUAUUUUACAAGUAUUUUCUUACUUCAUGUCAUUGAAAUAUUAGUGAAUUUGUAGGCCAUUUCCUUAUUGUAUUUCACUUAAUUGUCAGUUAUUACUUUAAAGAGAAAAUACACCAGAACCUCACUUGUAGCAUUCUUUACUGCAAAACAAUUUUUCAUUUAAGAUGGGUUCAUCUGAGGUCCAUACCAUUGCUGUUUACUUACUGUAUAGUGCAACAUCACCUCUAAGGCAGUUUCACAGCAUAGUCCCCAACAAUAUUAUACCUUGGCUCAGAUAUAUUUCUUUUAGUAGUUUUUCAGUGUACAACUUUUUUUUAUGGUUAUUAUAUAUUUACUUCAUCAAUUACUGAAUGAAGAAUGAUUAUCAUUAUUUGAAUUGGAUUUGUGAUUUGAUGAGAGUUGAAUAAUUGAACUAAAAUAUUUUAUUAGGCCCUAAAAUAUACAGUAAAUAGCUUCUUCUGUUAAAUUUUAUCACUGUAUGGCACAAGAAAGAAUAAGUGAUGUUGGAUAUGUUAGAGUUGAAAUAAGGAGUAAAAAUGCAUUACUGUUUGUUUAAUAAUUAUCUUUACAGAAUGCUAGUUUAAUGACUUUUCUAACUGAAUUUUUUUAAGAAUUCAGAAAUGUUUGUAUUGGUCACAGAUCUAUCAUAAUUGAUUUUCUGAUGCAUUUAAAAAGAAAUGGAACACUAAAUGUAUAUUACUGAUGGAAACUGUGGAUAAAAUUGAA